This is a messenger RNA of Staurois parvus, 260 nucleotides long. Lineage: Eukaryota; Metazoa; Chordata; Amphibia; Anura; Ranidae. The record is from the annotation of a GenBank genome assembly.
UACAGGGGGAUGACCAGAGACUGCGGAACAGUACAGGAGAUGACCAGAGACUGACAAGUACAGGGGAUGACCAGAGACUGUAGACAUAGUACAGAUGACCAGAGACUGCAGACAGUACAGGGGAUGACCAGAGACUGCAGACAGUACAGGGGAUGACCAAGAGACUGCGGACCUUUGGGGAGGAAGGGGGAGAGGUGUGGGCACCCGGCUGUGCUGUGCCUGGCUGUGCCGGGUGCCCACUGUGCAUGCGCGAGAAGGGA